UGUUGGCAUCCUCCAUCCUGGGCUUUGAUCAAAAAGAAAAAGAAAAGAUUAAACGUGCAGGUAGAGAUCAAGUUUUGAUUGGACUAGUGCCCAUAAAUGAACAUUCAAAAGUUCAAAGCUGCAAAUCAGUUUAUCCUCUAGUAAUUGCGAAUUGUGGUGAGACAAGAGCUGAGAUAAGAAAAUUGUUGAGACAGAUAAAUGCUCAGAAAAGAGCUCUUAAAACAAGUGGAAUAAAUGUUGAUGGUAAAGUCUACAAUUUAAAAUUUACAGUCACAGCUGAUUACAAAGCCCUUUGUCUUCUCAUGGUAAGGAAGGGAAGCACAGAAGAUGACAGCUUCAAAUUGGCUGGAAAAGGAUUGGAUACUGAGUUUUGUAUAUAUUGUAUGGCUGUCAGGGGUUGUGGAUGUCCUAUUUCUGAUGAUGGUGAUGCAUGUGUUGGAUGUUUGAAGGACUGCUUCAACAGAAGCAAAGGAAAUGUUGGGAGCUGGACAGGUUUGAGGGAUGACCUGGAAUUCAUAUUGGAUGAAGAACUCAGUAAUGUUAUGUUAUGUGCUCUCCAUUGUGAGAUGCGCAAUACUGAGCAGCUCCUAGGAUCUGUGGGUCUUUUUGCUCAUAGAUGCAAUGCAUUAGACGAUCUGAAUAAUGCUUUGUCGCAGUACGGACCAGAGAGCUUUAAAGAGAAGCGACUGACUGUGAAAUUGAGAAAAGGUCAGGAAACAGCAGUGGAAAAAAGCAACAUCAAAGUUGCAACCUUCUCAGGUCCUACAGAGAGAUUAAUCUUGAAAAACCUGGAAGUAAUAAUGGAAAUUGGUUUGCCGAAUGAAAAGAUCACUUCAUACUAUGAUAAGACCCCUAAUGCUGCAAAGCAAGUUCUUCUCGAUGGAUACAGCUUUUGCGAAUAUUUGAUAGAAGAGGUAUUUAAAAAACAACUAAGCAAUGACACAUUUGUGAGAGACUACGGCACUCACCAAGAAAGUAUAAAAACUGUAAAUCUACCAAGACUUCGGAAACACUUGGAAAAGAGAAUUGAAUAUUGGCAAGAGCAACAAGCUGAAAUUGAAAAGAAAUACCUCCAGGCUUUCCCAGAUGAAAAAAAAAGACGAGGAAAAAACAAGAAAAAAGAUGGAGAUCAACACCUGGCAUCAAUCUAUGCAUCAGAGGUCCAAAAGAACUUCUACAUGAUGGUUGGUUUCCUUUUUUAGA
Actinia tenebrosa (Australian red waratah sea anemone) is the source of this 1203-nucleotide messenger RNA. RefSeq lists its product as uncharacterized. The record is from RefSeq and is a predicted model, not a curated record. NCBI's taxonomy places the organism in Eukaryota, Metazoa, Cnidaria, Anthozoa, Actiniaria, Actiniidae.